Ambispora gerdemannii is the source of this 2247-nucleotide messenger RNA. The record is from the annotation of a GenBank genome assembly. Lineage: Eukaryota; Fungi; Glomeromycota; Glomeromycetes; Archaeosporales; Ambisporaceae.
AUGGCAAAAACAGCAUUGACAACAACAAAAAAAACAGAUUCGCAGUCUCAUGAUGAAGCGCACGCAUUUAAAUCACAAUUUGAAGAGAUUAAUUUAAUACUUGCAAAAUGGACAGAAUACUCAACAAGCAGCAGGGCAAAUUAUCACUAUUCCAACAACAAUAUUAGUGGUAGCAAUAGCAAUCACCAUCACCGAUUUCAAGGAGGUCGAGGAGCUGCUAAUAUCACUACCAGUCAAUUACCAUUACUGACGACAACACAAACGACUUCACAACGAAGAAUAAGUCAUGAUUCUCCGAUUUUCACUCACAGUCGAACAGGAUCAUAUCCAACUUUCACGACGCCACGACAACGUGUACUCAGACAUCAACGAAGCUCUUCAUCACUCAGUGGCAUCUCCCAAUUUCAUCAUCUUACAAAUAACCACAAUCAUGUCCAACCACAUCAUCAGUAUCAACAAAAUUCAUCGAGAUCGUCUUUAAAUUAUGAUAAUAUUCAUGCGCAGGAGUCAAAUGAUUUCUUAUUAGAUUAUCAUUUGAGUGAUUCAAAAAGUGUCGGAAAUGGAGACAGAUUAUUAUGGGAGCCUUUAUCGACGACUACUCUGCAUCCAGGAGAUGUAGUCUAUAAUAAUGAUUCAUUCAUUCCGAUGCCAAAGAAUCAUCAUCAUCCUGCGUACUCGCACGAGAUAUCUUACUCACCUCCUUCCUUGUUGAAUGAUGAUGAACUCUUACAGAAACAAUUACAGCUACAAGCGCAAAAAGAUCUUUUGGAUAAUGCAAUUGCUGCGAAUCGUAAAUUGAUGAAUGAAACUACGCAUGGCCAAUUGUCGUCAUCACCAUCAUCAUCCCUCUCACAACCAUUAUGUGAUAUUUCUUCAAAAUAUAAUCAAACGGCGAAUACUAAUUUGUCGUCUUCACGAAAAACAUCUUUAAUGAAUUUCCCAAUUAGUGGAUCAUCUCAUCUCUCGCCGUAUCCAGACGUUAAUAAUCAAGGAGAAGCAGGAACAAUGAGAAAAGAUUAUCAAAAGUCUUCAGGACGCUCAACUCCAAAUUCGUCAUUGUCAAGUUCAAAUCCAUCCUCUUCCGGGUUUUCGUUAUUUGCUCAAUCACCAACAUUCUCGCUAAACCCUAAUAAUGGACCACAUCGAAAACAAAACAGUGUUAAUAGUCACCAGAAUCACAAUGAUAACUUUUCAUCAUUUGGAGCUUUCCCAUUGACUCCCGUAAGCACGCCUCCAAACGACGACGAAGAUGGAUACUUUUCAUCUUCUUAUUUCUCAAACAAAAGUGGAUGUACUAUGUUGAAUACUCCUAUUUGUACUAUUAGUCGGGGUCCAAUUAUUUCUUCGCCUGUUCAAGAAAGUGAAGAGGAGAGUUUUUCAUGGAAUAUAGUAAAUAAAAAUGAUGAAGAAGCAUCGUCAUCAGAGCCUUUCGAUCAACAGAAAUCUUAUUCUUCAGCUCCGGGUGAUGUUGAAUUGGAUCGUUAUCAUGCGCGCUCGGCCGCCUUGAACAGAUCACGAAUUGAGAAGGAAUCUCUCUCAAAUUUGGAUAGAUUUUCGCAUAAUAGAUCUUCUCGGAUUUCCACUAGCACUCCCUCUUCUUCUACAUUGGACGGCUUGCCAGCUUCAUCCUCUAUAAUGGGAAGGCGGUAUUCUGAGUCUUUUCUUCGAUUGGCCUUUGGAAAUAGUUUGCCUACACAUCAAGAAAUUCAAGAUAAUAAUCAACAUCUAUCAAGCCUUCUUGAUGAAGGAUUCGGUAAUGGAACGGGUGAAAAUCAAAAACAGCAUUCGUAUCAACAACUAAAUCGAGAGAAUAGCUAUACUAAUGACGAUAAAAGCAAAAGAAGCAAACCAUCCUUUUAUUAUGAUAACCCCUAUUAUCUAAAAGAUUCUACCUCAACAUUUUUCACCGAUAUUAAUGAUUCAAAUACUACUAAUAGCAAUAGUAAUCUGAUGAGAACUUUAUGCACCUCGGGAUUAAAGACAACAAUGAAGAUGAGAAAUCCACCACCGCAGCAAGAAAAACAAGAACAAAAUCCAGUCGAGAACAUGUUGCCAAUGUUUUACUAUGAACAAAAGUCUGGUGGUAAUGACGAUAUUAGCAUUGAUAGUCAACAAUUGCUCGCAUCGUAUGGCAUUCAACCUCCACCACAGCAACAACACCAGCAUUAUCCUCAGCGUCAUCGUCGCCAUGCUAGCAUGAAUAGCAGCACUAAUAACCUUAGACUCGGCUUAGAAGUAGUUGUUUGA